UUUGUUACUCUUCUGGCCAGCUGCAUGUUAUUUGUUAAUCGGCUGGUUAUAACACUUUAUGAAUUAGAAUUAAUCACUGACGAUGCUGCGAUCGAGGAUUUCCUGCGCACUGCCACCCAGGAGACUGGUGUCCUACUUCUCGGCGGAAUUCAACAAGGUGGCGCACGAGGGACCGGCAAAAUUCGCCACAAGCAGCAGUCAUGCCGUAACGAGUGUGGAUUUGGAUCUGUUUGUCAAUCCGGAUAACCGGCCCAUGGACCUGGUGGAUCGGCUGCUCAAGCUCAGGAAACAGAAGGAGGCCAGUUUGGUGCCGCUGCUUCCCAGUGUCUUGGUCAAGCAAUUGCUGGACUCUACCAAUCCCCAGGAGGCGAUAUCGGUGCUCCGUAAUCCCAUCCAGUACGGCCUCUUUGUGGACCAGUUCUCCGGCUGCUUCCUGUUGGACUUCCUGCUGCACAAUGGCCACGCGGUGGAAUCGGCGCAACUGGCCACCAUUCUCGUGGACAGAAACUUAUGCAACAACGAGUUGCUGGAGUCCCUGGCCCUCCAGUCCUUCUGGUCCUUCGCCAAGGACUUCAAGCCCUUCGAGUCCUCUCAAGUUGAACCUCCUGCCAAAAAUGCUGAAGUGGAAAAAGUUCGUGUGAAGUUCAUUCGCAAUUAUCCCGACGAUGCCAGCGAAAACACCGAAGAGAAGAAACUGGGUCGGGCCAUGGUUCGAUUGGGCUCCGGCGAAGGGUCCUUGAAAGAACUGAAGCAGAACGUUGCCCUACUUGGCUAUGUCAUUUCCGGACAAGUGCCUGAGGCCUCCAGCUUUCUGACCUCGAACACAGCUGCGCUGCACAAGGAGACUUUAUCAGCCGCACAGAACAUAGUUGAAAGCCUUAAGCUGGAGGGAUCCGAAGACUUGCUGAAGUCCCUGCAGGAAGCCCUGGAUAAGAGUACCAAAUCGAAUGCCAUUCAAUCGCUGCUGGAGAACAGCGUCAAAGCCAGUGUUCAGAAGUUUGAGCCCAAGCUGCUGGCCGACUACGGCGAGUCCUAUCAGGAGUGGGCCAAGAAGUUCGAGGCGGCGGUACAGCGCCAACUGGAGGCCCAGAGUGUGGACGAGCGCAAGGCCAGCAUCCAGAAGACCCUCAGCGAACUGGAGGCCAAGCGCCAGAACCUGUGGUUCUUCGAGAACAGGGAGGACAUCGACAUCCAGAUCUUCAAGAAGAAGGUCCGCUAUCCCAAGCGCUGGUUUGGCAAAAAGAAGAAGCCCAAGGCAGCUGAUACCUUCUAUGUGCCGCCGAAUAUCACGCACAACGGCUAGUCCUCGACCCCUGUCAACCCGUGGCCACAAACAAGUUAGAUCCAAUUGUUUUUAAGCUUUAAUUAAACUACUGGAGAGUUAAUCCAAA
Messenger RNA from Drosophila teissieri, 1391 nucleotides. RefSeq lists its product as uncharacterized. Lineage: Eukaryota; Metazoa; Arthropoda; Insecta; Diptera; Drosophilidae. The coding region runs from base 83 to 1303 and encodes 406 amino acids. Gene Ontology annotation, cellular component: mitochondrion. The transcript is spliced from 3 exons. The record is from RefSeq and is a predicted model, not a curated record.